This is a messenger RNA of Solea solea (common sole), 1753 nucleotides long. It is a transcript of the gene csnk1db, whose product is annotated as casein kinase 1, delta b. The record is from RefSeq and is a predicted model, not a curated record. Bases 424 to 1671 code for a protein of 415 amino acids. Lineage: Eukaryota; Metazoa; Chordata; Actinopteri; Pleuronectiformes; Soleidae. Gene Ontology annotation, molecular function: protein serine/threonine kinase activity; ATP binding. Gene Ontology annotation, cellular component: nucleus; cytoplasm. Gene Ontology annotation, biological process: peptidyl-serine phosphorylation; signal transduction; endocytosis. The transcript has 10 exons.
CGUCAGCUCCGUCAAUCAGUUUUCAUAGUGGAGGAGAGGAACUCAGUGUUCUGAAGCUACGUACGGACCGGGCUGCAAUCUGUCAGAAAAAUCCGUCUCCAUCCUUACGUUUUGGGUCACAAUGGCCCAUCUGACACGCAGAACAUAAACUAGACGCUUCCCUUGACUGGAUCACAUCGAUAUUGUAGCUGUGCGCUGCUCAGAAAGAUAUAAAAGGAAUGGUGAAAUUUGGACUGUCAGAGAGGGAAGUGGGAUUCUGGAGGGGAAGGGGCUUGUAAAUUCAGGGGGGGGGGUUGUGAACCGUUCAGAGAAGGCGGAAUAUUCACCGAGGAAACGUCAACAAACAGGUGAAACGCUUAACUUUUAUGAAAAAAAGCAAACUGCAAAGUGAGGCAACAGAGGCAACGUUAGCUUACAAGAGAAAUGGAGCUACGAGUUGGGAACCGAUAUAGACUGGGCAGAAAAAUCGGAAGUGGGUCUUUCGGGGACAUCUAUUUGGGCACAGACAUUUCAGUGGGUGAGGAGGUUGCAAUUAAAUUGGAAUGUGUGAAGACCAAGCACCCCCAGCUCCACAUCGAGAGCAAGAUCUACAAGAUGAUGCAAGGAGGAGUGGGGAUUCCAACAAUAAAGUGGUGCGGAGCAGAAGGCGACUACAACGUGAUGGUGAUGGAGCUGCUGGGCCCCAGCCUGGAGGAUCUCUUCAACUUUUGCUCGCGCAAGUUCAGCCUCAAGACGGUCCUGCUUCUCGCCGAUCAAAUGAUCAGCCGUAUUGAAUACAUUCACUCCAAGAACUUCAUCCACAGAGAUGUGAAGCCCGAUAACUUCCUGAUGGGACUGGGCAAAAAGGGAAACCUGGUCUACAUAAUCGACUUUGGCCUGGCUAAAAAGUAUCGCGAUGCUCGCACACACCAGCAUAUCCCCUAUCGUGAGAACAAGAAUCUGACUGGCACUGCGCGAUAUGCCUCAAUCAACACACAUCUUGGAAUUGAGCAGUCAAGGCGCGAUGACCUGGAGUCCUUGGGCUAUGUUCUCAUGUAUUUUAAUCUGGGAUCACUGCCUUGGCAAGGCCUCAAGGCUGCUACCAAGAGGCAGAAGUACGAACGGAUAAGCGAGAAGAAAAUGUCCACCCCUAUUGAGGUGCUUUGCAAGGGUUAUCCAUCCGAGUUUGCAACUUACCUGAAUUUCUGCCGCUCACUGCGUUUCGAUGACAAGCCAGACUACUCGUACUUACGGCAGCUCUUCAGGAACUUGUUUCACAGACAAGGCUUCUCUUAUGACUACGUAUUUGACUGGAACAUGCUUAAGUUUGGAGCCAAUCGUGCUGCAGAGGAAGCAGAGAGAGACCGCAGAGACCGGGAAGAUAGGCUGAGACAUGGCAGGAACCCGGGUGCCAGAGGAGUGCCUGCUGUAUCAGGAAGACCAAGAGCAACGCAGGAGGGAGCACCGCCUACCCCACUAACACCCACAUCACACACUGCAAACACAUCUCCUCGACAAGUGUCUGGUAUGGAGCGUGAGCGCAAGGUGAGCAUGCGACUGCACCGCGGUGCUCCUGUCAACGUAUCAUCCUCAGAUUUAACAGGACGGCAGGACACCUCCCGCAUGUCCACCUCUCAGCAUUCCCUACGAGCAUCACGCUACCAAGUAGACGCUCGCCACGUCCUUGUGUGACGGCGGCAACACUGGGUGGCGCCUGGUGCACUGCCUGCAGGUCACCAUCUUCUCACUCCUCGAUGAGCCCCCCCCCCCCCCC